Molecule: messenger RNA, 3238 nt
Organism: Lagenorhynchus albirostris (white-beaked dolphin)
Lineage: Eukaryota; Metazoa; Chordata; Mammalia; Artiodactyla; Delphinidae
Gene: PICALM
Product: phosphatidylinositol binding clathrin assembly protein
Exons: 23
Coding region: 291-2432 (713 amino acids)
Biological process (GO): synaptic vesicle budding from presynaptic endocytic zone membrane; clathrin coat assembly; clathrin-dependent endocytosis
Cellular component (GO): synaptic vesicle; clathrin-coated pit; extrinsic component of presynaptic endocytic zone membrane
Molecular function (GO): phosphatidylinositol-4,5-bisphosphate binding; clathrin heavy chain binding; SNARE binding
Source: RefSeq, a predicted model, not a curated record
UUUCCUGCAGCUGCCUGUCCCUUUUGCCCUGCCCGGCUUCAGCUGACCAGGGAGGGGGUGGGCUGAGCUGAGGCGGGGGCAGGGGAGUGCCCGAUAUCGUGCCUGACCCCGCGGGUGACAAGAGCCGGUUCUUUCCGGGCUGGGUGGCAGCGCGCGGCCCUGAGCCCCGCCCCAGGCCGGCAGGCGGAGAAGGAGCCGGUGGGGGUAGGGGGGGUGGGGGUCCUCCGGCGCUUGGGGGUCCCAGUCCCCGCCGGCUGCCGAGCGGGAGGGGUGGCGGAGGAGCCGCAGAGAUGUCCGGCCAGAGCUUGACGGACCGAAUCACCGCCGCCCAACACAGUGUCACCGGCUCCGCCGUGUCCAAGACAGUAUGCAAGGCCACGACCCACGAGAUCAUGGGGCCCAAGAAAAAGCACCUGGACUACUUAAUUCAGUGCACAAAUGAGAUGAAUGUGAACAUCCCGCAGUUGGCAGACAGUUUAUUUGAAAGAACUACUAACAGUAGUUGGGUGGUGGUCUUCAAAUCUCUCAUUACAACUCAUCAUUUGAUGGUGUAUGGAAAUGAGCGUUUUAUUCAGUAUUUGGCUUCAAGAAACACGUUGUUUAACUUAAGCAAUUUUUUGGAUAAAAGUGGAUUGCAAGGAUAUGAUAUGUCUACCUUUAUUAGGCGGUAUAGUAGAUAUCUAAAUGAAAAAGCAGUUUCAUACAGACAAGUUGCAUUUGAUUUCACAAAAGUGAAAAGAGGGGCUGAUGGAGUUAUGAGAACAAUGAACACAGAAAAACUCCUAAAAACUGUACCAAUUAUUCAGAAUCAAAUGGAUGCCCUUCUUGAUUUUAAUGUUAAUAGCAAUGAACUUACAAAUGGGGUAAUAAAUGCUGCCUUCAUGCUCCUGUUCAAAGAUGCCAUUAGGCUGUUUGCAGCGUACAAUGAAGGAAUUAUUAACCUGCUGGAAAAAUAUUUCGAUAUGAAAAAGAACCAGUGCAAAGAAGGUCUUGACAUCUAUAAGAAGUUCCUGACUAGGAUGACAAGAAUCUCAGAGUUUCUCAAAGUUGCAGAGCAAGUUGGAAUUGACAGAGGUGAUAUACCAGACCUUUCACAGGCCCCCAGCAGUCUUCUUGAUGCUUUGGAGCAACAUUUAGCUUCCUUGGAAGGAAAGAAAAUCAAAGAUUCUACAGCUGCAAGCAGGGCAACAACACUUUCCAAUGCAGUCUCUUCCCUGGCAAGCACUGGCCUGUCUCUUACCAAAGUGGAUGAAAGGGAAAAGCAGGCAGCAUUAGAGGAAGAACAGGCUCGUUUAAAAGCUUUAAAGGAACAGCGCCUAAAAGAACUUGCAAAGAAACCUCAUACCUCUUUAACAACUGCAGCCUCUCCUGUGUCCACCUCAGCAGGGGGUAUAGUGACUGCACCAGCCAUUGACAUAUUUUCUACCCCUAGUUCUUCUAACAGCACAUCAAAGCUACCAAAUGAUCUGCUUGAUUUGCAACAGCCAACUUUUCACCCAUCUGUACUUCCUAUGUCAGCUGCUUCUCAGGUAGCAAGUACAUGGGGAGAUCCUUUCUCUGCUACUGUAGAUGCUGUUGAUGAUGCCAUUCCAAGCUUAAAUCCUUUCCUCACAAAAAGUAGUGGUGAUGUUCACCCUCCCAUUUCUUCAGAUGUAUCCACUUUUACUACUAGGACACCUACUCAUGAAAUGUUUGUUGAUUCUUUUUGUGGUACUCAAGCUUAUCGUAAUACUACCCUUAUGUGCCAUGAGCCUUCUACUGUAGCUGGUUUAUUUGGAGGAUUCACUCCUUCUCCAGUUGCACAGCCACAUCCUUCAGCUGGCCUUAAUGUUGACUUUGAAUCUGUGUUUGGAAAUAAAUCUACCAACGUUAUUGUAGAUUCUGGGGGCUUUGAUGAACUAGGUGGACUUCUCAAACCAACAGUGGCCUCUCAGAACCAGAGUCUUCCUGUUGCCAAACUCCCACCUAACAAGUUAGUAUCUGAUGACUUGGAUUCAUCCUUAGCCAACCUUGUUGGCAAUCUUGGCAUUGGAAAUGGAACCACUAAGAAUGAUGUAAAUUGGAGUCAGCCAGGUGAAAAGAAGCUAACUGGAGGAUCUAACUGGCAACCGAAGGUUGCACCAACAACUGCUUGGAAUGCUGCAACAAUGAAUGGCAUGCAUUUUCCACAAUACGCACCCCCUGUAAUGGCCUAUCCUGCUACUACACCAACAGGCAUGAUAGGAUAUGGAAUCCCUCCUCAAAUGGGAAGUGUACCUGUAAUGACACAACCAACCUUAAUAUACAGCCAGCCUGUCAUGAGACCACCAAACCCUUUUGGCCCUGUAUCAGGAGCACAGCUGUCGGCAGCAUCCAGCCCCUCCAGUCACAGUCCUCACAGAGCUUCAGGAAAGGACCCUUUUGCAGAGCUCUCUUUGGAGGAUUUCUUAUAAAUCACUUUAGAUACAGUUUAUGUAACUAGAUGGAAGAGAAUGGAAUUAUUCCAAAAAGACAAGUGCUCAAGCAGCAAAUACUUACUUCCAGCAAAAUCCAAACUGCUGUCUCUUAAACUCUCAUUAGAAUGCUACAGUAACCCAAUGAAGGCCCAUGAAGGAAAUUGGGACUAGUCGAUAGGAGAACAUAUCAAUACAGUUUAUAAAGCCAAGAAUUGCCAUGAAUUCAGACUGUCUUUUUGGUGACUAAUUCUUCAGUUCUUUCAUCUCCUGUUAAUACCCAUAAUCAGUAACCUACCAAGAAAAGCCCUUAUCUGGAAAGAGUGAAAUUCGUAUUUGGAAAAGCUGCCUGGAGAGAAGAGCUGUGUCCUUUACUGUAAUGCAACAGGACUCUUUUGGGGGGAUCAAAUCAUAAUUCUUAAUUAUGCAGUAUCUUUCUUUUCUCCAGUCCUCACAGAUACAGAAACAGUAACUAAAAUUAACUUUUCUUUUUAAAAAAUUAUAUAUUCAGUUUGCAGUAGACAUUCCUUAAGUAUUUGUAUUUAUUUAUGAUUAUCAAUUUACGUAACAUUAAUAUUGUAUCAAACCUCCUUAUGAAAAUGAGUAUGGAUGUACACAGUAUGUUUGAUUUUUAUCCAUAAGAAUGAAUCUGAUUCAGAAUGCUUUUCAGCUGACAUACAGAGCACUAAAUAUUUUAAGGCAAGUCCAUAGGUCUGAAUCGCUUAAGAAUUCUCAGUUUCUAUGGGAUUUAGGGAAGCAUUAUAAAUGCAUUAAUCCUUAUAGUCAAUUCUGUGCCUAGGAUUUUG